AUGGCAUCCGACCCGCGAGCCCUCGGUCUUAUCGACGCCAGCAUUUCCGAGCUCCAAGAGGCUCUGACACUAGGAUGGACAACAAGCGUUGAACUGGUCGCGAAAUAUCUGCGACGGAUCAGUGUGUAUGAUGCAGCCGGACUUACACUCAGUGCAAUUCCCAUACUCAACCCGUCUGCUUUCAGAGAAGCCGAAGAAUCAGAUGCACGAAGAGCUGCUGGGCUUCCGCCUAGACCGCUAGAAGGCAUUCCCUAUCUUGUCAAAGACAGCAUCAAGGUAAAGGGCAUGACGGUAGCCUGCGGUUCUCCGGCAUUUGAGGGCCUCAUUGCCACCGACGAUGCUGCAUGUGUGAAGAUACUUCGAGACGCAGGAGCAGUGCUAUUAGGACGGACGAACAUGCCCGCAAUGGCCUACGGAGGCAUGCAGCGCGGCUCAUAUGGUCGCGCCGAGAGUCCAUACAAUAUGGAGUACCUGACGGCAGCAUAUGGAUCUGGGUCUUCCAACGGCUCUGCCACUGCCACUGCCGCGAACUUUUGUGCAUUCAGCUUGGGCUCUGAGACUGUAUCUUCAGGAAGAUCCCCAGCGUCAAAUAAUUCCAUUAUUGCCUACACACCCUCAAAAGGCCUGUUGCCUCUUCGCGGAGUGUGGCCUUUGUAUCCAACCUGCGAUGUACUGGUGCCUCAUACUCGCACGAUGUCCGAUCUCUUUCAGGUGCUCAAUGUCCUAGCCGUCACUGACCAGAAUCCUGAAGGAGACUUUUGGAAAGAGCAAAAGCUCGUAUCGCUGCCGUCUGUCAAAACCGUCCGCCCACAGAACUACGAGGAGUUAGCAAAGGGAUCUUCUCUGCAGGGUAAACGGCUAGGAAUACCUUCCAUGUUCAUCAACUCCAAAGACACACUCCCAAACAAGAUCCGCACAAGGCCCUCAAUUAUUGCGCUCUGGGAAUCAGCAAAGCUUGCUCUCGAGUCGUGCGGUGCCACUGUAGUCGAAGUCGACUUCCCUCUCCUCGCCACAUACGAAGCCAAUGUUCAUCGCAAUCAAUUGGUGAACAUCAAAAAUCUUCCAGAGAAAUGGCCGGCAAAGGAACGAAGCGAUCUAGUUGCUCAUGCCUGGGACGACUUUCUGGCCACCAACGCUCAUCCAGGCUUGAACUCUUUGACACGUGUGGACCCUGACGAUAUCUUUCCUCUUGCUCCUGGGUCACUUAGAGGAGCGCCGAUCCCAGCAAACCAACUUCAGUGGAAGCAAAUCGUCGAGUAUCCCAAGUCUAAGCCGGGUUCUAUCUUUGAUAUCUCAGAGAUGGAGCAAGCGCUCAGAGCUCUCGAGAACGCACGGAAGGAAACACUUGAAGAGUGGAUGGAUAAGGAAGGUUUGGACGCGAUUGUGUUCCCAGCGAAUGCAGACAUUGGGCGCGCGAAUGCCGACGUCGACCAUGAAUCUUCCCGGUUUGCGUGGGAGAACGGGGUGAAGUACUCCAAUGGUAACCAGGCUAUCCGUCAUUUGGGUGUUCCUACCAUUUCUGUUCCGAUGGGUCUGAUGGAGGAUACGAUGAUGCCGGUCAAUUUGACUUUUGCAGGAAAGGCGUACGAAGACAGCAAGCUCAUGGAGUAUGCCUACGCAUUCGAGACGGAGACGAAGCACCGGUCACUGCCAAAACUUGUGCCUGAAUUAGAUUCGGACUUUAUCUCAAAGAGUUCGAGCGGUAUACGUUCAAAAGGUGUGGUGGAAAACGCACUGAUCGAGGUGGGUAGUCAGUCUAAGAAUAUCAUGGACUCAACAGUCAGUCUCAAAAUCGAAGGAACACUUCGAGUCCCUGAAGGAAUUGAAUUGGGUCAUUUCGACUGCUAUGUCAAUGGGAACCCAGUUGAUGUGACGGUGGAUGGAAAUCGAUGGAGUUUGGAAACCACAUAUCCCAAAUCUGCUCGUGACAGCACGUGGUCUCGAUGGAGAAGCCCUGCUGCCCAUCAGACCAUAGUGGUUCUCGUUGCGCGCUUUAAUGGCUGUCGUGUAGCUGGUAGAUUGCUUCUACUCUGAAAUUUGUGGACAUUUCGCAACGACUGUAUGGUUAUGAAAGCCCUAGCUCAAGAUAGUCAAUACAAAUUUGGAAGCACAAAGGCCAUACUUAGGAUAUUCUGCGCCAGCACAUCAACCUUUAAAGCAGUUGCAGAGAGGUAUCUUAUCCCUUAAUCCAUCGCUGAUCCGCCUUGUCGUAACCAAUAAGCUUGAAGUCAAUGUUCAGCGUCUUCAGCAUCAUAUCCAUCGUAAACUCCUACAAAACCGCAAACAAAAUUAGCGUAUCCAAUCCGGAAAACCUCCAAGAAGUAAACAUACCUCAGACUCAUUCGCCUCUGCCUCCCGUUUCUUCUGUUCCUCCCGAGCCUUCUUCUCAGCCUCCUCCCUCAUCUCCGCCCUGCGAGCCUCCACCUCAUCCGCAUCGAAAUCAAGAGCUUCUGCAUUAACAUUACCAAACCACGACUCCAUCUCCUCCUGCUCCCAUCUAUUUGCCUCGAGCUCUUCAUCUCUACUCGAAGACUCGAUACGGAGAGCCUGCUGCACUGUAUCGAGUUCGGAGCGGAGGGUCGCCAGGCGAGACUGUAGCGUUCGUUGCUCUUUCUGCAGGCCUUGGAUCUCCGGGUCUGUUGAUACCGGCUUUCGCAAAGCGGCGGUGUGUGCGGCGGAUUCUGUGGGGUUUUUUCGAGCGAUGGAGUGGUUUGAGUGGACGGGUUAGAUGCUAUGCUCUGGCCCUUCUCUGGCGAUGCGGCCUCCUCUUUUAUCACUGUUGGCGUGUCUCUGCGGAGAGGAGACUUGAACGGUCUGGACAGUGCAGCAGACGCUUUGUCGAGACGGCGCCGCUUAGCAGAGGCAGUUUGAGAUGACAUUAGCGAGGCGAGCAGUACGCUCAAUCAAAGAAUACCGUUAAGUGGCAUUGGAUACUGUAAAGAAUGCAAUCUGAGUUGGUUAUGUCAAGAUAGCCUUGUGUUAAGGUGAUGAAAGCAAAGUGGAGGAAAUGAGAUCAUAAAAGUAGAAAAGUUGCUUCUUAUCCAUGAUCAGGUAAAUUGAGCGAGUGGUCCUCCCCUCGAGGCAAUUUCAAAACUCAUAAAAAAUUCAACGCUUUUUCAGAACCAAGACUUCCUCAUGGUAUUCUUGUCCGAUACCAAUGCUCGAUUCUUCCCAUCUCCUUCUCUGCCUUAUCCCAUGGUUCCAGUAACCUAGUUUUUUUUUUCAGCAUCCUUGCAUAAGCCUCUCCCUUCGCCUCCUCUCCGUUUCUACCGCAACACAAACUAACAUCAAUGUCUAUCACUCGCAACUCCAUGAUUAUAAGCCCAUAUACCAGCCAAAGCUCAUCCCAGGCCCCAUGCCUGAUCGACGAAGUUUUAUGCUGCUCCUCGUCCUCUUCGUCGCGCGCGAUGACUAUCCGUAGCCUGCGUAUACUCUUGAGCGCAUUGAAAAGCCCCGGCGACCGAAUAAGGCGCUCAUACCAAUCAUCCGUGUCCCAGUAUCUCUGUCUAAACAUGAGUUCGGUCUGUCCCAUUGUCCGGUCGUAAGACGUGCAGUCAUAUUUGCAGGUGGCAUGGAACAGAUCUAACGCCAUAGCAAUGCGUGACGAGGGUCAAGUCGGUGCAAGAUUUCGUUACUCUUUUCUCUGCUGGCGGUUCCGGCUGACAAUCACGGUCUCCUUUGGCCAUGCUCACGUUGUCCUUCUCGAAAUCAGCUCUCGAUCGCUUCGUGCCCCGAGCCGUGCCAUGAACAAAAGUGUUCGAGGAGAAAAGUACAUCGGCGGCUUCGCGGUACACCUGGUUAUUUCACGCGCAGCAGGCUUAAGUCCAUUCCCUUCUCCGCAACUAAGCCCAAGUCUCGCGACCAGAUUCUAUCGCUGGCCUUGGAAUGGCUUUUGCUGUUGGCUUGCCCGGCCGGCAUCGCGCGUCUCCAACCACUCUCCUGGCGUAUGGUUCUCAACGAGUCCGCUUAUCAAACGGAAUAAGCCCACCCCCAAACGUUGUUUGAAGAGUCGUUGGCGCCGCUUUCCCAUCCUAUAUGUAGAGCCCUGUCCCCGAAAACGAAUCCGUAGCUGAUGAGCUGGAUCUCGGUCGGAAGUUCGAGCAGGCGGCAGCGGGUGCUGGCCGAGUGGGCGCCAUUUUCACGCAGG
Aspergillus calidoustus is the source of this 4147-nucleotide messenger RNA. Lineage: Eukaryota; Fungi; Ascomycota; Eurotiomycetes; Eurotiales; Aspergillaceae. The record is from the annotation of a GenBank genome assembly.